Messenger RNA from Desarmillaria tabescens, 1044 nucleotides. RefSeq lists its product as uncharacterized. The coding region runs from base 134 to 757 and encodes 207 amino acids. The transcript is spliced from 3 exons. The record is from RefSeq and is a predicted model, not a curated record. Lineage: Eukaryota; Fungi; Basidiomycota; Agaricomycetes; Agaricales; Physalacriaceae.
AAUCCUUUCUUCAUUACCAUCACCCCCUUCCCCCUUCCGGUGACACCACGCCGUCCUCUGAUUGUCCAGCCCAUUCUCACGUCCCAACACAUACUCUAAACCUCGAGGACAUUUCUGGCUGCUGGUCAUCAGUAUGCCUCAGAGCAUUCGCGGUACCUUAUGUGAAUCCGCUCGAAAGCUGGGCUAUGCCCCAGUCACUGGCUUCGAACCUCUGCAAGCCCCUGAGGUCGUCAACGUUGACGAACCUCGAUUAAGCCCUAUCUGGUUCACGCCACCAGGCCCUCCAUGCGCGUCGAAUGAUACCGACACGCAAGAGUUGCCGAAGACGAAUAUCAGGAUGACGCGAUAUCGUCAGAGAGGCCGUCCUCGAGAAGAAUGCGAAGUAACGCAAGAGGAGGCUCUCGCCAACAUGCUUGCCGCAACCAGUAUUACUUCAGGACCAGGCUACGAAUUGGGGGGUUCCGCGUCGUCACCAAGUCCUCGUGGUGAGUACGUUACAGUCCCCCGGUGCCUAUCAAUGGACGAUACCCCUACCCCGACACCCGAAACAGAGUCGAAACUCGUUCAGAGGUCAAAAACCGAGCCGAGGGGAAGAAAAGGUAAGGAACCCUCGGGCUCGGCCUUGUCUCGUACUGAUUCAAUUGUAGCUCGACGAAGCGUGCCUUAUAGCCCGUACCAAUGUUGUCCAGCAUUGAAACAGUCAGACCGAAGCCGAGGGGCGAGGGAUUCUUCCCCUAUGGCUGUUGUUUUUGACUAGUAUACUGUGUAUACUUACUUGAUGUGUAUUUCUAUAUCUACACCGUCGUUCUACACGAAGACAAUCAAAAAUUGUUCAACAAAGAGGGCCUAGGGUUGUCAUCCCAUCAGGAACCCCAAUUUCGAUUCUUGUCUAUCUAAGUGGUUACCGAUUACUGUAUCGCCUGAAUUCCCUCUGCCAUUUCGCUGGGUAUUUGGCGCACCUACCCACCCGCCGUAUGUGCGCCAUCGGUACCAUGGAAAUUGGUGCUUCACUCCGUGGCGUACUUUGAAUCCUUGACGGCCAAA